This is a messenger RNA of Aphanomyces invadans, 456 nucleotides long. RefSeq lists its product as hypothetical. NCBI's taxonomy places the organism in Eukaryota, Oomycota, Saprolegniomycetes, Saprolegniales, Verrucalvaceae. The transcript has a single exon. The coding region runs from base 43 to 456 and encodes 137 amino acids. The record is from RefSeq and is a predicted model, not a curated record.
UAAACACAUUUCUCGAUUUCCCGACAUCAUUGCUCAGUAGUCAUGGUUGCCCCCUGGUGGCUUCUUCACGGUGCGAUCGCGCUGUGCCUGUGCUUGGUCGUCUGGGCCGACAAGGUCAAAUGCAAGAACGACAUGCAUCUCAACAUCCUUCUGCACGAAACACCUCUCGUUCCAUGCAUGGCGGCGUCGGGAAUGGGAGAGUUGAAAGGAGCGACCCCAUCGCGGCAACAACUGCGCAAGUUCUUCAAUAGCCUUGAGUGCCGAACGCUUUUCAAUGUGCUACGAAAGACCAUGCCCGUAUGCUCUGCCCAAAGUUUGGGCACGAUGCGGCAACAGUUCGAAUCGCUCGAUUUUGAUCAAAUGAAGGCAGCGUACGAGCAAGCAAUGGAGACUCCCGUCUCCUCGACGAAAGCUCGUAACACCGAGGAAACGUUGAACUCUAUGCCUUCGUCGUGA